AUGAUCACCAAACCUACCCACGGCACUUCGGCCGUACCUUCUCGCAAUGCCCUGCGUGUCCUUCGCAGGCUGGCCCUUGCCGGCUCAACUGUGGGCAGUUUCUGUACCGUUGCGGCUAUCACAUACGAUGUCCAUCGCCGAGUCCGCGUCGCAGAACGUAUAAUUGAGAACAAACGCGCCCUUCAAACCUCCGCACCUAAUUACGAUGCCACUUCCGCGGCGAGACGACUUGCUCGUAUGAUGGAAGUCGCAGAGGCUGGUGAAUUCACCAGUAUGCAUGCAUUCAAAGAGGAGGAUCGGAAAUCACGACAAGCGCAGAACUUGCAUGUGGAGGGCAACGAAGGGAGUGAACGUGAUGAGCUCGGCUCGAAUGCAGGAGUUGGGUCUUUUGAGAACCCAGCCCAGGUCGACGCUUUCUUGGAUGCUGCUCAAUUAAAUUUAGCUGGGUUAGUGAACACAAAACAGGAUACAGUGAAACCAGGUAGUUGCGACUUUCUUCCGCCUGAAUACACGCGACCUACGGAGAACCCCAACAGGUCCAGCCCUGUCAUUGGCAAAAUCGACACCUUUGCAAAUGCAUCUGAGUCGAUGGAUGUCACGGGUACAUUGCAGGAAGGACAAAACUCUAUCCCGAAGCAAAUGCAAGAUCUUCUCGAUCGAGGGCGGCCUAUUGACGCGGCGCAAUUAUUCUUGGACGCACACCCUGCGUCACUGAAUGGCCUAUCAUCCGAUAGGAGAGAGCUUGCGGUGCAGGCAUUUUUUGUCAACUGUAAACAGGAAAAUGUGUUCAUCGCAAGAAGCAUCUUCGAGCGCUUGGAGGAGGUGGACAAGGUCUCACCCAGACUUUGGAAGGUUCUCAUGUUUGCAUUAGCACGGAAGGGAUGUAUAGAAUCAGUCGCAACUAUCUAUACUCGGUACAUGCACAAAUUUCAGCUCUCGCCGGAUAUGGUAGAUGUGGUGCUACGAUGCUUGCUUGAAUCACAUAGGCUCACAACAGCGAAGUGGUUCCUUUUUAGGCAUCUGCAAUUUGACCGGGAUUGCGGCUUGUGUGGCGCAUAUCUGUCAGGCUUAUGGAAAAAGACGAGGAGUAUUGAGCUUUUGAACGGACAGUUGAAGAAGAUCUUAACGACGCUUCCCCGUUUGGGAAAGGAUCCUAGCGACAAACUCUUCAACCCAGUGGUUAAGGCAUACGUUGAGUUUGGCCGGUUAGCAGACGCCGAAGCAUUGGUGGAAGAUAUGACAACUACAUACGAACUUCCCCUUCGCUGCCGCACAAAAGGCCUUCUCGUAUACGGCAAGGCUCUCGCAUGUGACUGGGAGGGCGUGGAAGCAGACCUUCAGGAGAUGCACGAGCUUAAUUUAACAUCUCGAAGACGUGAUUUUACCCCUAUUUUUGAUCGCAUAUUCCUUGAAUAUUGGGUGUCUCAUUCAGGGCGCGAGAUCCAGGACUUCGUCCACCGCUACAUCGAUAAGCUCAAUAUCGUCCCCGAUCGGAUCCUGUACAAGCAUAUUCUGGAAGCAUUUGUGGAAAAGGGCGACAAGGACAUGAUAACUGAGUUCACAAGAAUGGCACGCGAACGUGGUUGGAAAGUCCACGUCAAUGAGCAAGAGUUCCUAGAGAUGCUACGGUUUCGUCGUUUAGCACUUGAGGGAGCGCCCGUGGGCUUCUGGCAAAUGCUGCAGGCUGCUCGGGUAAAAUAUGGACAAGCUGCUACCUCACAGCAGAUUCUCGGUUACGACCAGCGCUCAUUCCCUAUUCCCGAGGUCAAUACGAUGCCUUUCACACAAAGUUCGCUGCCGUGGUAUCAAAGAGCACUGCAGGAUGUAACACCGUCAAAGCCCGUCGAUCAGUACCAGAAGCUUCAUAAACAGAUGACGCAUUAUAUGCACGUUGGGAAGAUGACAGAAGCUCUAAAGUGCUUCCAAAAUGCAAAGAAUGCACGAUUCCAGUUCAAACAGCUUCACGUCGAGUUGGCUGCCAUUGCGACUCUACUUGAGCACGGUCUUGGCGAAGCUCGCGUGCUUGUCGAAGCUGAGUGGCGGGGCAUCCGACAUCUAAUUCGAUUCUUCCCUCAGUUCUUUCGCCAGAUCAUGGUAGUGGACGCUGCGUCGGAAGGGGACCUGAUCAAGAUGGCCGUCCUUCGGUUUUACCAGCUCUGCUGGUCGAACAAGCGAAUGAAUGUCAAGCACCAUAUCGCGGUGGCCACCAGUAGACGGUUAAUUGUGCAUAACAAGCCGGAGAUAGCCAUAGAUCUCCUAGCGGCCAUUUACAUGUCCCGCUAUACCCGCACGUUACCUUUCGAUGGGGUCUGCAUGAAGAUGUUUUUGCGUGCGUUCGCGGCUAUGGAUAACAUUCCCGGGGUUCGAUGGUGCAUCCUUAGUGGCCUUGCUCGGGGCAGUGCACUGAAUCAUGAUCUUGUGGUUGAAGUCAGCCGCGUCAUGGGAGUAUUAAAUCGCAAGUUCAGUCCUGACGGCCUCUCCACGAGGGAAGUGUCCAAACGGGCCGAGCAACUGGAGUAUCUCGGACACAUCGCCGACAUGCUCGAGAAGAAGAGUGGCGGUGAUCCUGCAUUAUGGGAGCUCAAAAGCAACCUGAACGUGAAGCGGACCUUCCGGCGGAUGCUGAAACGGCCUCUUGACGAGAGGCGGAUGUAUAAGGUAUCUGACAUUCCAGAGACGAUCGAGAGGUGGGACGAAGAAUACGAAUUGGAGGUACUUCUGGGUCGAAUUGAGAUCAACCCGAAGUCCAUCGCUGCUCGAUGGAAUGAGCGAGUGGCCUUAGGGCAGAUAUGA
Molecule: messenger RNA, 2793 nt
Organism: Aspergillus bombycis
Lineage: Eukaryota; Fungi; Ascomycota; Eurotiomycetes; Eurotiales; Aspergillaceae
Product: pentatricopeptide repeat protein
Exons: 1
Coding region: 1-2793 (930 amino acids)
Molecular function (GO): protein binding
Source: RefSeq, a predicted model, not a curated record